CAAAAGAGAAUACUUGAAAAACGAAGCGUUAAGUGUAAGUCCGUACAAACUGUCUUUAAGAGCCAUGUAGAUUAUAGUAUUCAUUGUUGUUUACAGAUUGUUAAAUUUUUAUUGGUUUACUGGUUUACUUGGUCGUUUUGUCACUCGAUAUGUCUUCGGAGGAGGGUGAAGAUAAAAAGAGUUCACAAGGGGACGAAGAAGAAAAAGAGGAAAAGGAAGAAGCAGAUGAUGAUGAAGAAGAAGAAGAGGAAGAAGAAGAGUCGAUAAUUGCUCAUCUCAACCUCAGCGAGGACGUGCUCGACGAGUACCGUGAGGCGUUCGCUGUGUUUGACAAGGAAGGAGAGGGAGUCAUCACUCGGAAGAUCCUCACGAGCACUAUGCAGAGUCUGGGACAGAACCCUACGGAGGCAGAGAUACAGGACAUGAUCAAAGAUGUCGACGUGGACGGGAACGGAGAGGUGGAUUUUGAGGAGUUUGUAUUGAUGUUGCACAAAAGAAUGACUCAACAAAUCGAUCCUAAAGAAGAGCUGAAGGAUAUGUUUGACGUUCUAGACCGAGACAGUAAUGGACUCGUGAGCAAGCAUGAGUUGAAACACAUGAUGGCUCAGUUGGGCGUGCCCCUCACAGACAAAGAUGCAGAUGAACUGAUGGAUGAGAUCGACGAUGACAAGGAUGGAUAUAUGUCUCUGGAUGAUUUCAUGAACUAUAUGAAGUCAAGAGGACAUCUUGAUUAAUAAGUGAAAGUUUCACCAAAUUUAUGUUGUAGUGAUAACCAAACAAACAUUUAUAUUAAAAUUAUUUUAAAUCUAAAUUUGUGCUUUAUAUGACACUGUAGGCAACAAGACGAUGAUGUAAUUUUGAAUGUUAGAUAUUUCGCCGAA
Symsagittifera roscoffensis is the source of this 881-nucleotide messenger RNA. Its product is annotated as neo-calmodulin-like. The record is from RefSeq and is a predicted model, not a curated record. Gene Ontology annotation, molecular function: calcium ion binding. Bases 150 to 734 code for a protein of 194 amino acids. The transcript has 4 exons. NCBI's taxonomy places the organism in Eukaryota, Metazoa, Xenacoelomorpha, Acoela, Convolutidae. Gene Ontology annotation, cellular component: myosin II complex.